AUGAAUUAUGACUAUCUCAGCUCACCACAAAAAAAAGAAAGAUUCAACAUCGCCAUGGUAUCAGAUUUUUGUUACCCGAAUGUUGGCGGUGUAGAAAGUCAUAUUUUUGCUUUAUCUCAAUGCCUUAUUCGACGUGGUCAUCGAGUUAUUAUAAUCACUCACUCUUAUGGUUCUGAAGGUGGUCAGCGUCAAGGUGUAAGAUAUUUGCCACGUGGACUUAAAGUCUAUUAUAUUCCAAUACAACCGUUUUAUAAACAAUCAAUUUUCAUCACAGUUCUGGGCACAUUACCAAUAAUUCGUGAAAUAGUAAUACGUGAACAGAUUGAUAUUGUACAUGGACAUUCAAUAUUUUCGCCUUUAGCCUGUGAAGCUGUAAUUCAUGCACAGAGCCUUGGCUGUCGAACUGUUCAUACAGAGCACUCACUUUUUGGUUUUUCAGAUUUGUCAGCAAUAAUUAUGAAUAAAGUAAUGGAAGGUGUAUUUACAGCUGUAGAUCAAGUGAUCUGUGUUUCACAUACUACCAAAGAAAAUGUAGUUCUUCGAGCUAAAUAUGAUCCUGAUCGAGUUUUUGUAAUUCCUAAUGCAGUGGAUGCCUCUGCGUUUAUUCCUGACCCGUCUUGUCGUGAUCCUAAUUACGUUUACCGGAAAGGUCUUGAUUUAUUGGUUGCCAUCAUCCCGUCAUUAUGUUCUCUGUUUCCAGAAUUAAGAUUUCUUAUAGGUGGUGAUGGACCUAAAAGACUUGAACUAGAAGAGUUACGCGAACAGUAUCAAUUACAUUCACGUGUAAACUUAUUAGGAGGUUUAAAACCUCAUGAAGUUCGGCCUCUUUUAAUACAAGGUGAUAUCUUUCUAAAUACUUCUCUUACUGAAGCGUUUUGUAUAGCGAUUCUUGAAGCAGUCUCAUGUGGCUUAAUGGUUAUCAGUACAGCUGUUGGGGGACUUCCCGAAGUUUUACCUGAGCAUUUUAUUAGACUUGCACCAGCGAACGCUUCAGAAUUAGCCACUAUUGUUGCAGAUUCUAUUAUUCAAGUUCAGCGGCAACGCGAGGAUUCGAAACUUACAACUCAUGAACAAGAAGCUAUGGAUAAUUUGACCUCAGACAAGCUGAACAUAUGUACAUCACCUCCAAAUCCUCUGUGUCGAUUUUCAUUGAUCGCCGAUUCAUCUACACACUUUGAUGGUACGGAAUGUAAUUGUAAUUCACUUACUGAUCAUUGUUGGCAUAUGCAUAAAUGGGUUCGUAGUACGUAUUGUUGGCCUCUAGUCGCUAAACGUACGGAAAAAGUCUAUUCUGCUGCUAUGUCUAAACCACCUGUUUCACUACAAAACAGAAUCUCAAGAUUGUACCAACUUGGUCCACUUACUGGGAAAAUAACAUGUUUUGCCGCCAUUUUACACUGGCUUCUUCUUCAAUUUAUAUCAUGGCUUAGACCUGAACAGAUAAUAGAUAUAAUGCCAUCACUUGAAACACCUAUAGAAGAUUUCAGUGAUAGUGAAUGUGAGGAUUUUUCGGUUGAUUCACAUAAAUAA
Messenger RNA from Schistosoma spindalis, 1530 nucleotides. The record is from the annotation of a GenBank genome assembly. NCBI's taxonomy places the organism in Eukaryota, Metazoa, Platyhelminthes, Trematoda, Strigeidida, Schistosomatidae.